GCAACCCUGUGGUUGUCUUUAUCUUGUUUUCAAUCAUUUGAAAAUUUAUUUGAGGCGGACGCUCGACGAUUUACAUUUUUUUCAGCCCAAUUGCUUUUCUCCCUUCAGCUAUAAAAGGUGCACAGUCAUUUGAGUAUAUAAUAAAAGAGCGUAUGUAAAUUCAGGUUGGCUUUUGCGGUUUUCGUUAAGGGCGCCAAGUAAACGGCAUUUAUUUAAAACCUCUCAUCUUGGCAAAAGCAAUUUUCGCAAGAUAUGGGCGACUACAAGCUAUUAAAUAAAGAAAUAAUAGAUGCUAAUCGAGAAUUAAAACAAACUCUAUCCGCAUACCAAACAGAGUUGGUGAAAAUGCGCGGCGAAUUGAUGGAACAGCGUCGCGUUCAAGUUGAGGCAGAACGUGAUUACCGCGACAGUUUGCUUUCAUUUUGGUCACAAAAUUUUCUUUCGUUUGCACGUAAGAUCGACGAAAACGUUAAUGUAUUGGAGCUACUGGGCCAUGACAAAUCAGCACAGAGCUUGAAUUCUCAUGUCGGCAUCCGCGGACAAAGUAAUAGCACACGUCGUAGAAGCACACAGCUUGUUUCAGACUUUCGACGCUCAAGUGCAGUAUGCCGCCAACGAAGUGUAGUACAUAUGUCGCCAACACGCCGCCAACGCGAAGACAAUGCAAUUGAAGAGGAACAUGAGACGGGCCCUGUGGUUGGAGACGAAAAUCUAAGCGGAAGUGACAUGGAUUUGGAUAACUCAUUAAAUGUUAUUGACGUCGAUAACGACGAGACUUUUGAAAAUGCACAGUUGCGAUGCAUUCGAGAAGGCAAUGAGGAAGAGGAAAAAGAAACGGAUGAAGGUGAAGAGCACAAUGAGACUUAUGAGGAGUCCAACAGACAACCAAUAAGAGAUGUAACAAAUUGGAAUGUGGAGCACAGAGAUCCCAAAGCGUGCGUUGCAACUAGGCGCGGUAAAGGGCAACGUCUACGGAAUGACAGUGAAAACUCAAUAGAGCUUGCGCGUAAUAUUGAACAAGAUGACAGACAACAAUCGGCGAGUCAUUUGAGUGAGGGUGAUGUAGAAGAUGACUUGACCAAUAUACUGCAUUGUACUUUACAUGUGUCACGUAGCGCAAACGAUUUGCGCGAAUUAACUAAUAGUAAUGGGCAAACAAUUAAUCCAUUCCAAAAUGAGAACUUAAACCGACAUCUUAGGGUUAGAGUGCAACGGCUACACGAGCCCCAAAAAAAUGAUGUUCACUUUGCUAAUGAAGCCCUUAUAGAAAAUGUAAUAAGACCAGAAGAAGAGCCCUCGAGCGUAGAUGUAAGAAAAUACUAUGGUGAACAGGAACAUGAUCCCCUCUUAGGUAUAACUACAUUGUCACUGGGGGAUUUCCAGGAGUUAUGCUCUAGUACACCUUGCCACAAAAGAGCCCAAGCGGAUUCAGAAAACAGAAGUAAUGAAAAUUCUGAAUUAUACUCCUUUAGCUCAACUUGCCAAACGAUGCGUCCAUCGCGCAGAUGUGCGCCAAAAGCCUUGGCAGAACCAAGUUUAAAAGAAAAGCUUCGCAGUGACAGUGGAAAAAGAAGACCAAAAAAACGUUGAACAUUUUAUUUCGUAGAUAGUGCACUUCAUCAUCAGCAUAGUUAAUAGUUUUAAUUCAUUUGUACUAUUUGCACAUUUUGUUUAUUUAUGUAUGUAAUAAUAAUUAAACAAGUAAUUUUUAGCAAAA
Molecule: messenger RNA, 1717 nt
Organism: Rhagoletis pomonella (apple maggot)
Lineage: Eukaryota; Metazoa; Arthropoda; Insecta; Diptera; Tephritidae
Exons: 5
Coding region: 253-1590 (445 amino acids)
Source: RefSeq, a predicted model, not a curated record